This is a messenger RNA of Mesorhabditis belari, 372 nucleotides long. The record is from the annotation of a GenBank genome assembly. Lineage: Eukaryota; Metazoa; Nematoda; Chromadorea; Rhabditida; Rhabditidae.
AUGCUGAGAUUUUUGGCUUUCUUUUCAAUCAAUGCUCUUGUCAUUCACAGCCAGACACUACCCGCUUGCACAUCCUGUCCACCGAAUGGCAUUUGGUCGGAUUGGAGCGAUUCCGGGAGUUGCUCGGCGACUUGUGGCUUAUUUGGGACAGUGACUCAAACGAGAACGUGCACAUCAGCGUCGGCGGGAUGUCCGUGUGAUGCCGCAAACACGAGUCGAACGAUCGCUUGCCCGGUGUCCCCGCUUUGUCUCGGAACGAUCGACCAACAAUGCAUGUCCCCUUACACAAAGUGGGCAAACAAUGAUCUGAAAAAAAGCGUGUGCGGCAAUGUGACCUCAUCAGAUGAUUAUGUGCCACCAACGUGCACGAUG